AUGUGUAUAAAACUAGAGCUGAGGCAUCAAGGAAGCCAUGCCCAUUCCUGCAUAACAGCAUCAUCCCAUCAGGAGGAGAUGAACACCAACAAGAACCUGUUCCAAGGCUACGUGGAGCUCUACCACAACGGCCUCUUCCACGUCAAGUCCAUGGCGCUGAGGUGCGCGGUUGAGCUAGGCAUUCCCGAUGCCAUCCACCGCCGCGGCGGUGCAGCGACGGUCUCCGACCUCGUCGUCGACACCGGCGUCCACCUGGCCAAGCUCCCGUGCCUCCGGCGGCUCAUGCGCGUGCUUACCGUCUCCGGCAUCUUCGCCGCCGCUGAUCAUCAGCCAGCACCACCCUCCGACGACGAGAGCGAGACCGUCUACAAGCUCACUCCGAUCUCCCGCCUCCUCGUCGACGACGACGGCGACGACGGGGUUUCUUCGACUCCGCGUGGCAUGUCCGCGAUGCUGCGCCUCCUGGCGCGCCCCGACACGGCGGUCGCCCCGUUCUUCGGCCUGGGAGCGUGGCUCAGAGAUGCCGGCGCCGCGACGCUCUUCGAGGCGGCGCGCGGGGCGCCCACCUGGAGCCUGACGAGGAGCGACGCCUCGUACAACGAGGCCCUGAACGACGGGUGCGCCGCGGACAGCAGCUUCGCCAUGGACGCCGUGCUGAACGACGGUGCCGCCGCCGGCGGCGCGAGCAGCAUCUUCCGGGGGCUCGGCUCGCUGGUCGAUGUUGGCGGAGGCCACGGCGCGGCCGCGGUGGCCAUCGCCAGGGCCGUCCCGCACAUCAAGUGCAGCGUGCUGGACCUCGAGCAAGUGGUCAGCAAGGCACCUUCUGAUGGCACGGUGCAGUUCAUCGCCGGCGACAUGUUUCAGUCGAUCCCACCUGCGGAUGCUGUUUUACUGAAGUAUGUCUUGCAUUGUUGGGAUGAUGAUGACUGCGUUAAGAUACUUCGGCAGUGCAAGAGAGCAAUCUCAGCAAGAGACGGUGUAGGUAAAGUGAUAAUUAUGAAUGUUGUGGUUGGAUAUGGGACGCAGGACAAUGUUGUCAAGGAGACACAGAUGUUAUUUGAUAUGUUCAUGAUGCGGUAUGGCGGGGCCGAGCGAGAAGAGCACGAGUGGAAGAAGAUUUUCCUUAAAGCUGGAUUCAGCGACUACAAGAUUACGCCGAUAUUAGGUUUUCAAUCGCUCAUUGAGGUUUUCCCAUGAAAGAAAACUAUCCACAUGAUGAUGAAGUUAAUAAGAUAUACAUCAUGACUCAUGAGUCAUGCUAGAGGCAGGUGAUUGUAUUAUGGAAGAAUUGUUCGUAUUUAUUAUGGAUUUAUGGUGCUCAAAGGUAUGUAAUAAGGCAGCACAUGAGCUCGCCGAUGACAUGGGUGCUCAGUUAGGUUGUCGAGUCUGUUAUUUUGUGGUUUCUAAUGGCUCUGUCUUUGUAAACGCUUUGGUUAACAACGAGUCUGUUGUUGUGGUCGGGUAAUGGAACGAGUAUGUUCCUUUUUUAUAAAAAAUAUAAAUUCAUGCGUA
Messenger RNA from Panicum hallii, 1512 nucleotides. RefSeq names its product acetylserotonin O-methyltransferase 1-like. The record is from RefSeq and is a predicted model, not a curated record. Gene Ontology annotation, molecular function: S-adenosylmethionine-dependent methyltransferase activity; protein dimerization activity; O-methyltransferase activity. The coding region runs from base 1 to 1197 and encodes 398 amino acids. NCBI's taxonomy places the organism in Eukaryota, Viridiplantae, Streptophyta, Magnoliopsida, Poales, Poaceae. Gene Ontology annotation, biological process: methylation. The transcript has 2 exons.